GAUGCUAGGCAAAUAUAUGCAUCUUGACCCGUCACGUACGUGAAACUUGACCCACCUGCAUGCACGUUGUCGAUCCUAUUCAUGGUGUAUUGUAAAAUAUAUGUGAUCGACAACGUGCAUGCAGUGGGUCAAGAUUAAUCCAUGUGACGGGUCAAAGAUUCAUAUUUUUGCGAUAGCGAUGCUCAUACUUAACGUACUCAGAGAUUCUUAGUAAUUCAUAGAAAUAUAAUACUGCAAUUCUACCUUAUUACUAAACUUAUCGCCAUGGGGGUUCCAGCUCUCUUUAGAUGGUUAUCCAAAAAGUAUCCAAAGAUCAUCGAGCAAGUCAUUGAAGAGACUCCUACUGAAGUUAAUGGAGUAAAACUUCCAGUCGAUAUUUCUAAACCAAAUCCAAAUAAUAUUGAGUUUGACAAUUUAUAUUUAGAUAUGAAUGGUAUUAUUCAUCCUUGUUGUCAUCCGGAGAACAAGCCUGCUCCAGCUACAGAAGAAGAUAUGAUGGUCGAAAUAAUGGAAUAUACAGAGCGAAUAGUUGCUAUGAUUCGUCCUAGAAAAGUUUUAUAUCUCGCUAUUGAUGGCGUUGCACCUCGUGCUAAGAUGAAUCAACAGAGAUCUCGUAGAUUUAGAGCAGCACAAGAAGCCAAAGAAAAGGCAGAAGAAGCAGCUCAAGCAAUAGAAAAACUUGAGGCGUCAGGUCAAUCAAUAGACCAAGAUGUUAAAUUAAAGAAGUCUUUUGAUAGUAAUUGUAUAACACCAGGUACACCUUUUAUGGCACGUCUUGCAGUUUGUUUGCGAUAUUGGAUUGCAGAUAAACUCAAUACAGAGCCAGGAUGGAAAAAUUUAAAAGUCAUACUUUCUGAUGCAAGUGUACCAGGUGAAGGUGAACAUAAAAUUAUGGAUUUUAUUCGUGCGCAACGUGCUAGUCCAUAUCACGAUCCUAAUACUCGUCACGUAAUAUACGGCUUGGAUGCCGAUCUUAUAAUGCUUUCGUUAGCUACGCACGAACCUCAUUUUAAAGUUCUACGAGAAGACAUCUUCUUUCAAGAAGGAAUUUAUAGAGGAUGUUUUAUUUGUGGUCAAUCUGACCAUAUGGCUAAUCAAUGCACAGGUCGUGCAAAACAGAAACAGGGGCAAUAUGAUGAGAAAGGAAAGGCCACGGCUCUUAAACCAUAUGUUUUUCUAAAUGUUCAAGUUCUUCGAGAAUAUUUGGAAAUUGAACUUAAAGUAUCUAACAUACCUUGGCCAUUUAAUUUGGAGAAUGCGAUUGAUGAUUGGGUAUUUCUUUGCUUUUUCGUAGGUAAUGAUUUUCUUCCUCACUUGCCGUCUUUGGAGAUUAGAGAAGGUGCAAUAGAUACUUUGAUAACUAUAUGGAAACGUUGUCUCUCAUUAAUGGGUGGUUAUUUGACAAAUAGUGGAAAUGUGGAUUUAAAAGGGUUACAAUAUUUAGUCACAGAACUUGGCAAACAAGAAGAUGAUAUUUUUAUUCGACGACAUAGAAAUGAGCAAAGGCGAGCACCUCCACCUCCACCUCCAAAACGUCAAAAGACUAAACCGAAUAAAGUCACUGACGUCAAUCAGCCACCAGAAUCAUCCCAAAACGAAAUUGAUAACUUACAAAACUUGAAUAAUGAAUGUGUUACACCUAGCCUGCCUCAUUUACCAAUUGGAAUGCCUUUACUCCCAGUGAAAGGAUUUGACUCGCAACUACGUGCAAAAUCAAAUCAAGAAGUUGUUACUAAUAGACAAGAAUUACGGAUAGCUAAUAUAAAUGCUGCACAAUCAUUGAAGGCAGAGUUAAAUAGUUCCAGUGCCCCUGUUUCAACAGCAAAUAUUGAUAUACAAAUCAAUAAAAACGUGGAUUCUGAUAUUUCUGUUUCUGAGACAAUUAAACGAGAUACUGGUGAUAAGGUUAUGUUAGCUACAAAGAGAAAAGCAGAUAUAUUGGACGAUGAAAUUCCAAUUACUUCCGAAAGGGAUGACGAUGUUAAUGAUGAUGACGAUGACUCACCGAGCGUAUCAAAAGAUAGUGAGGAUGUUGUUGAUCCAAUUAGAUUAUGGGAAACAGGAUUUAAAGAGAGAUAUUAUAAACAGAAAUUUGGUAUUGACCUACCAGACAAAGAAUUCCAACAAAAUCUCGUGAAGAGUUAUAUUGAAGGCCUAUCUUGGGUUCUACAAUAUUAUUAUCAGGGUGUUCCCUCUUGGAAAUGGUAUUAUCCUUACCAUUAUUCGCCAUUCGCAUCAGACUUCGUUGAUAUUGGUGACAUUCAAAUUAAAUUCGAAUUGGGCGAACCUUUCAAGCCAUUCGAACAAUUAAUGGGUGUACUGCCAGCACAAAGUAAAGAAUUUUUACCAGUGCCUUUUCAUAAACUUAUGACUGAUGAAGCUAGUGAUAUAAUAGACUUUUAUCCAGAAAAAUUCAAAAUAGAUUUAAACGGGAAAAGAUACGCGUGGCAAGGAGUUGCUUUACUUCCUUUCAUUGAUGAACCACGUUUGCUUAGAGCCAUGGAAUCGGUUUAUCCCCAGUUAACAACCGAUGAAACUAUGAGAAACACAUGUGGAUCCGAAGUCCUCUGCUUUAGCAACAGUCAUAAAUUAUAUAAUAUAUUAUGCCCCUUAUAUUCAAACCAGGACUCGGACAAGCCUAUACCAUUGGAUCCAACCAUUAGCGACAAGAUGAUUGGAUUUGUUUCAAAAGAUCCAAAUUUUGUACCUAAAAGUACGUUUCGUUCACCUUUUGUUGAAAAAAACAUGCCAGAUAUUAUUGAUAGAUCAUUGAGUAUAUUCUAUUAUCUUCCUGCUAAAACAGCUGGCAACGCACAUAAGUCUAUCCUUUUACGAAACGUCAGAAUGGAUCCUCCAGUUUUAGGAUGGGAGGAUCAUGAAUGCGUGAGAAGUGGUAGUAGAGGAAGAGGGAGAGGAAGGGGAAGAGGUUCUCCAAGAGAUGAUCGCACUUAUCACAAUAACCGCACUUAUCACGAUAACCGUACUUAUCACAACAAUAACCGCACUUAUCACGAUAACCGUACUUAUCACAAUAACCGCACUUAUCACGAUAACCAUAGUUAUCAAGAUAAUCGUACAUAUCCCAAUAACCGCACUUAUCCCAAUAACCGUACUUAUCACAAUAACCGUCACGAUAAUCGUGAUACUCAUAUAUAAUAUAUAAUAUUACUAUGCAAUAAAAUAUUAGAAAUUCUUAUAAACUUUUUUUUAACCCAAAUUUUUUGUAUUUUAAUAAAAAGAAUUAUUUGUAUGAAUGAUUAUCUGCAAAUAGACAAAAAAUAUAAUUAUUUUAUAUAAAUUUACCUUAAUACAAAAACAUUUAAAAAGAAAAUUUCUUAAUUUACACAGUGUUCAUAACUUCCCCAGUAACAGCAUAGCGAACAUGCUUAUUAUCACAUGCUGAUCAUUUGCUGAUCAUAAUAUAUGUGACAUUACAUUAACUUUGAAGCAUUAUUUCAAAC
Molecule: messenger RNA, 3461 nt
Organism: Rhizophagus irregularis DAOM 181602=DAOM 197198
Lineage: Eukaryota; Fungi; Glomeromycota; Glomeromycetes; Glomerales; Glomeraceae
Source: RefSeq, a predicted model, not a curated record